This is a messenger RNA of Trematosphaeria pertusa, 2509 nucleotides long. RefSeq lists its product as uncharacterized. The record is from RefSeq and is a predicted model, not a curated record. The transcript is spliced from 4 exons. Gene Ontology annotation, cellular component: mitochondrion; succinate-CoA ligase complex (ADP-forming). Gene Ontology annotation, molecular function: succinate-CoA ligase (GDP-forming) activity; succinate-CoA ligase (ADP-forming) activity. Lineage: Eukaryota; Fungi; Ascomycota; Dothideomycetes; Pleosporales; Trematosphaeriaceae. Gene Ontology annotation, biological process: tricarboxylic acid cycle. Bases 203 to 2407 code for a protein of 734 amino acids.
CCGACGUUGUACAAAAUCACGACUCUUCUUCCUAUCGUCAACUCUGCAUAGAGAAGAAGUAUAUUGUCGCUUUCCCCAAGUCAAUUGGGCCCAUCAUUUCUCAUUUGGAGCCCAAUUGGCGCGUACUCGGCGCUGGCGUUGGCAUUUCCUUCCCGUCUUUGCAUCUGAUAGACCAAGCUUCUUAGGGCUCUUAUAGCCCAGCAUGAUUCUGCAUCGGUCACACUGCCUGAGCAGACGCCUACGCGUCAAUGUUUCAUCUUUCCGUCUUUCUCUUCGUCCCUGCUCCGCAUCCUUCUCGUCCUCAUCAAGAAGGCGAGGAGGCUAUGACGACACUAUCCAGAACCUCCAAAUCGGAAAGGACACCCGCGUCAUUUUCCAGGGCUUCACCGGCAGACAGGCGACCGCCAACGCCAAAGAGUCGAUAGAAUGGGGCACCAAUAUUGUGGGUGGGGUCAAGCCCGGGAGCGCCGGCGAGCACCUGGGUCUGCCUGUGCUACCAUCAGUAAGAGCAGCGAUGGAGCAGUUGAGGCCGGAUGCAACGGGUAUCUACGUCGCGGCGCAUCAGGCGGCGGCUGCUAUUGAGGAGGCGGUUGAAGCGGAAGUGCCGUUGAUCGUAGCAGUUGCGGAGCAUAUUCCACUGCAUGAUAUUAUGAGGAUACACUCUAUGCUCGCGACACAGUCACGGUCAAGGCUUGUGGGUGCGAAUGCCCCGGGCAUCAUUUCAGCAAUCGGAAGGUGCAGGAUUGGUUUCCAGCCUCUUCCGACCUUCUCACCGGGACAUAUCGGCAUUGUAGCGAAGUCCGGCACGCUUUCUUACGAGACGGUGGGAUCUUUGACAAGAGCGGGAUUGGGACAGAGCUUGUGUAUUGGAAUGGGUGGCGAUGUCAUUGCGGGGACGAACUUUGUGGAUGCGCUGAAGGUGUUUGAGAAGGAUGAGGACACGGAAGCUAUCAUUUUGGUGGGAGAGUUGGGUGGGACGAGCGAAGAGGAGGCUGCAGAUUGGAUUAAGGAGUAUAGGAGAAGAGUCAAGGACCCGAAACCCAUUGCAGCAGUCAUAUGUGGCUUCCAAGCACCACCAGGCCGUAUAAUGGGCCACGCAGGCGCCUGGACAGGUAUCGGCGAAGGCACUGCAGAGUCAAAGUACAAGGCUCUCGAAAAUGCCGGGGUCACAAUGGUGGAUCAUCCCGCGAAGUUCGGAGGCGUCAUGAAAAACCUCCUGGCCAAAUCUGGUCGGAACGUCAAGAAGAUCGAGCAAUCAGCAGCCCAAGCCCAGCAGCGCCGCUCAUACCACACAGCUUCUCGAUACCCACGACGGCCUCUAUCCGCCUCUACGCCAACCUCCGCCCAGCAGAAACGCUCUCUCCACCUCACAGCAGACCAAUCCACCACCCUCCUCAAAUCCUACGACAUCAACACCUCUCCACCCCCUUCUCCUACACCACCAUCAACCCAUUUCCUCGGCAUAACGGUCGCCCGCUCCGCCCGCUCCCCCUGCAUAAUCGCCGCGCCCACCACCAACCCCAGCCAGCUCGCCCACCGCGUCCGCCGCCUUCCCUUCGACUACCGCUCCGGCCCGUCUCCCUCCAUCAUCAACGACGCAAUAGCGUAUCUCCAACUCGACGCCGCGCCGCCAAAACCCAAAGCCCAGACCGCCCAGCUAAUCCGAGCCCUCUGGGAGCUGUACCGCGAGAAAGAAGCCAUCACCGCCACCGUAUCUCUCGCCGUCCCGCAGGAGAGCGACGAAGUGCUGGUGUACGACCCCUAUCUCUUCUUCGACGACGCAGCGUUCAAGUCGAAUAAGCGGCAGGCGGCGCUGCACGGGCUGCGCGAUACGUCGAGCAUCCCGCCCACGGAGCUCGAAGCCGAGCAGAGCGGCAUCGUUUUCAUUCCGCUCGAGAGCCCCAAGUUCCCCGGGGCAACGGCGCAGAAAGAUACGCAGACGCCUCCUGCCACGCCGCAGGAAGGAGAACCCAGGAACCUCGUCGGCACGCUGGUCAACGGCGCAGGCCUGGCGAUGAACACGAACGACGUGCUCUCCCUGCGUCUGUCGCCGCCUCCGUACUCGACAGCCUCCGCGAAUUUCUUGGAUACCGGCGGCAAGGCUACGAGCCAGACGAUUAGUACUUCUUUUAAGCUCAUUCUGUCCGAUCCGCGGGUCAGCGUUGUGUUUGUCAAUAUCUUUGGGGGACUUACGCUCUGCGAUAUGAUCGCGGAAGGCAUUAUAUUGGCAUUUAGAGAAGUCGGUGUGGACAAGCCAGUCGUGGUCAGACUGCGAGGCACGAAUGAGGAGAAAGGGCAAGAGAUAUUGCGCCAGGCCAAUCUUCCCAUUAAAGCAUUCGACGACUUUGAAGAAGCGGUGCUGGAAGUUGGGCGCUUAGCGAACGGGGGACAAGCGUCACAAUCGUAGACAUAGAAUAGCGUGGUUCAUAGAUCUCCUCUAAAGACGAUGUUAAAUCUUGCCGUAGCCAUAUUGCAUCGUUCAGCUACCUAAUAUCGUACCGUUUCCUUC